Messenger RNA from Pieris brassicae (large cabbage white), 3347 nucleotides. It is a transcript of the gene Klp64D, whose product is annotated as kinesin-like protein KIF3A. Lineage: Eukaryota; Metazoa; Arthropoda; Insecta; Lepidoptera; Pieridae. The record is from RefSeq and is a predicted model, not a curated record. The coding region runs from base 162 to 2165 and encodes 667 amino acids. Gene Ontology annotation, biological process: microtubule-based movement. The transcript has 15 exons. Gene Ontology annotation, molecular function: ATP binding; microtubule motor activity; microtubule binding.
UUCGUGAGCGAGUCAACGAGACAACCGAAUUCAGUUUUUGGGGCCAAGGAAAAGUAGGUCGACAGUAUUGAUUUUUACUCAAUCUCCGACAAACAAAGACGUAACUUCGUCAGUGCGGUAACGAGCAAGGUGUGUGCAUUGGACGAAGAAAAGCCUUCAAAAUGCCCGAUGCAGAGAUGGGCGGGACAGUCGAGAACGUUCGGGUUGUGGUGCGCCUGCGCCCUAUGGAUCAGCGGGAAAAAAUUGACGGCACCUACAAUUGCGUGUCAGUUGAUUCUGUAAACAACACCAUAGCAGUCACACGGACCAACAUUUCUCCGCCGGAUCCGCCAAGGAUUUACGCCUACGAUGCCGUUUUCGAUAGCAACACGAGUCAGAUGGACAUCUACCUCCAAACCGCAAGUCCGAUUGUGGAGGAAGUACUCAAAGGUUACAAUGGCACGAUAUUUGCCUACGGGCAGACGGGUACGGGCAAGACGUACACGAUGGCGGGAAGUAAUUCCGCUCCAGAAUUGCGCGGCAUUAUUCCCAAUUCAUUUGCACAUAUAUUCAGCCAUAUUGCUAAAGCAAAGGAUGAUGAGAAAUUCCUAGUAUGCGUGACAUAUUUGGAGAUUUACAACGAGGAAGUACGUGACCUACUUGGCAACAACCCACAUCAGAGCUUGGAGGUCAAAGAAAGGCCAGACAUCGGUGUCUUCGUUAAGGAUCUCACGGGAUACGUAGUCCACAACUCCGAUGAGCUGGAAAAGAUAAUGGCGGUCGGUAACAAGAAUCGACAUAUUGGCGCCACGGCCAUGAACAUUGAGAGUUCUCGGUCGCACGCAAUUUUCUCUAUAACAGUGGAGAGCAGUAAAAAGGGAGCAGAUGGAAAGAUGCACGUCAAGAUGGGGAAGCUGCAUCUUGUUGAUUUAGCGGGCUCCGAGCGUCAAAGCAAAACCCAGGCGACUGGCACUCGGCUGAAAGAAGCAACGAAGAUUAACCAGUCACUUUCAGUUCUUGGUAAUGUGAUAUCUGCCUUGGUCGAUGGGAAAUCCACGCAUAUUCCAUAUCGGAACAGCAAACUGACUCGACUCCUGCAGGACUCGCUCGGCGGGAAUUCGAAGACUGUUAUGAUUGCGACUAUAGGCCCAUCAGACACGAACUACGUGGAGACGAUCAGUACGCUUCGUUACGCAAACAGAGCGAAGAACAUCGAAAAUAAGACGCACGUCAACAGCGAGCCUGGCGAUGCUCUGCUAACAAGGUUCCAACAAGAAAUCGAUCAGCUGAAGAAGCAACUCGAGGAGUCUGUUAUUGAUGUGGAAGGCGAAGGCGAAGAAGAACUUUCGGAAGAUACAGAGGACACCCUCACAGAUCCCGAGCUGGAUGUCCUGGAUCCAGAAGAGAAGAAGAUUAAGAGAAAGAUCAGGAAAGAGGAGAAGGAACAAGCCAAGAGAGAGAUGGCACAUCAAGCCAGGAAGGUUCUGGAGGAGAAGAAGGCGGAGCUACAAAGGACCAAGAGACAGCAAGAAGAGUUGAAAGAUAAAUUGCAACGUCUGGAAUCGAAGGUACUGGUUGGAGGUGAAAAUCUUCUCGACAAAGCUGAUACGCAACGGAAACUUUUGGAACAGGCCUCCAAAGAGCUGGAACAGAGGAAGCUGAUCGAGCUACGUCUGCAAGAAGACCUGCAGAAGAAAGAGGCCGAAAGGUUGGACCUGGAAGAACGAUACUCGAGCCUCCAAGAAGAAAAUGCCGCGAAGACCAGGAAACUUAAGCGCGCUGUACAAUUACUCAAUUCAGCAAAGGCUGAACUAGCUGACCAACAACGUGAGCAGCAGCGGGAGAUGGAGGGAAUCCUGGACGGGAUCAGAGCUCUGAAGAGGGAGUUGCAGCUCGCUGACUUAGUCCUCGACUCUUACAUACCAAAGGAGUAUCAGGCAUUAAUAGACCAAUACGUACAUUGGAACGAGCAACUUGGCGAAUGGCAAGUCAAAUGCGUCGCGUACACGGGAAACAAUAUGGCGCCGCAUCUCACGCACGUUGAAAAACGUCACGCACACAUCGAGCCUCCAGACUUAUCGGAGCGCUACCUCUCCUAUACCGCAGUAACUCGAUCCAGUACUCGUCUGGCGAGGCCGUUAUCAGCAGUACCAAGACCACAUACAGCUCUGAGGCAACGGCAUUGAAGCUUCUCAUUUAAACUGCAACUAUACAUUUAGUUAUGUCCUGAUUGUAACGUUAACAUAUAAAAAAAUAUUAUUCGACGAAGACCUAAAAAAUCAAUUUUAAAAUUUUGUUCAACAACGCAUCACGCUCUAAAUGGAUAUUCUCUGUAUCUUAUCUGUUCUGUGAACUAAGAGGCGUGUGAAUAUGAUCAAUAAUUUGGAUUCUGAUAAUUUUGAACUUGAACUAAACUGAAUUUAACAAAAACUAAACAUUCAAACUGAAAUAUGUUUGCCUAGUUAGGAAUUCUCGGCAAAUUAACGCAUUAUCAACUGUUUAAAAUUUGUUCUUAAUAUAUGAAUUAGUUAAUGAAUUAAUAAUAUUGACAAUUGUACAGUCUAUUGAACAGCCCAUAACACAACUAGUCCUAAAAAAUUUAAUUAGGCCAUUGACAUAGAGAUUGAAGAGUCGAGGACAUAAAAAUCCACCCUGUGUUACACCCCAAACUGUCUCGGAUUUAACGUUUCUUUCACAAUCCACUUGGAGUUGCAUAAUAAUGCGGUUAAUAAGCCGAAUAUAUUUUUCCUCCCUAUUUUAUAAUCAUCAUUGUUUUUUUUUUUUAUUACAGCGUAUACAUUCUCAGAGAAGGUAGAUAGUGUAUCGAUCGGAUUUUUUGAUUAUGGGUCUGUAUUAUCUAGAUCUCAUUAUAAAUUCUAGUCACAUUCCAAUGCUUUUUAUUUGAAUUUAUUUUACAAUAAGUAUUUUUGUUUUGUCUAUGAAAAUUCUAUAAAAGUGAUCAAUAUUGUAAUUGACGACUCUCACCUGAGGUCGCAUUAACCACGACUCCUAUGCGUUAACACUCGCUCGUACACAUAUGUAUUAGGGAAAAACUUUACAAAGUACCACCAGGAGCAGUAUUGACCUCUGUGACCGGAGGUCGAAAUAACCCCGGCAGAGGUCCGUUCACCAAUGGACUUUUCAUGUAAGCUUUUAACAGUUGUACGAUAAAGGAAGACAUCGUAAGGAAGUUGAUAUUUCUAGCACUGACGGCCAGAAAAAUUAUCACGAAACAGAUGUACGAGUCUGAGGCUAGACGUAGUAUUACGUAUUUUUUUAUAGUAAAUAACUUAAAGUAUUAAAAAUUAAUCUAAAUAAUCCAUGUAUUCAUAUUGUGUGAUUUUAGUAAUAAAUUUUUUUGUGUGAAA